AACUGAUAAAAACUUUUUUCCACAUUCCUGUCCUGGAGCUCGACCGGUUCCUCCCUACAUGGGGUGAGCAGAGCUGCUCCGGAACAGCUUCAAAGAUCGACAGCAAAGCUAUCUGAGUUCUGCUGGUAUGGUUGGUAGCUGCAUGUAGUAGUAGUAGUAGUAAUAGAAAGAGCUAUGUAAGAGUACCGUGUGUGCGUUCUAUGGUAAUGGCUCGAGUCCAAAGGGUACCUUGGAUGGGCCACACAUGUUUUUUACUCGUCUGAUUGAAAUGGAGUCGCCCGAUCACAAGACGUGAUACCAACGCAAAGGGAACCCGGCAUCUUCCAAUCACGGCAAUAUCAAAGCGAGAGCCUGAAAUCUUCGCGAGAGACUUCGCCUUUCCCUCAAAGUGUCAAGAUGACAUGGGCCUGGGGGGUUUGAUUGAUCCCUGAAAAUCCGUCGAAAUCAUGGUGGCGUGGGAUCUGGGUCGAUUAUGGGUCCUUUGGGUCCCUAUCCUAUGUAUUUGGGACUCUUUUGGGACCCAAACGGGAAGGUUGGCGUGGGCCCAAGACAUCGUGAAGGAGUUUAGCGACGAAUACGCCUGGAAUAACAAUGAGAUCCCACAAUUCAACAACCUCGUCAUCGGCAAAGUGACUGGUCGGGUUUACAUCGGGGCGGUGAAUAAGCUGUAUCAGCUCUCGCCUGAUCUCGAACUGACCGUGUCAGCCAUCACGGGGCCCAAGGAGGAUUCCCCCGAUUGCAGUGUCUUGCCCGAUUGUCCGGCUUCAGUCCAGAAGAAGCUCACUAACAACGUCAACAAGGCCUUGGUCAUUGAUUAUGCCGAAUCGAGGCUCAUCGAGUGCGGCUCUUUGUUUCAAGGGGUUUGCACCGUGCGGAGUCUGAGAAACAUCUCGAUCGUGGAAAAGAACGUGCGUGAGCCCGUCGUUGCCAACAAUGCCACGGCUAGUACGGUGGCCUUUAUCGCACCGGGACCGGAUAACCCGCCUAUCACUCAGGUGCUCUAUGUGGGUGCGACUUUCACGGGAAGCGGACCCUAUCGAUCCGAAGUCCCGGCUGUGUCUUCACGAAGCCUCAAUUCUGACACGUUGUUCGAGAUUGCUCAAACGGCGGUGACGACUGGCACCCGUAUUGCUGUGAAUUCCUUGGCCCGUGAGCAAUAUCCCAUCAACUACAUAUACGGAUUUAGCUCUGAAGGGUUCUCGUACUUCCUCACUACCCAAAUGAAACAAUCGGAUCCGAGUCCAUUUCACUCCAAGUUGGUGCGUGUGUGUCAUAGCGAUAAAGACUACUACUCCUAUACGGAGAUUCCCAUCGAGUGCAUCAGUGACAACCCAAUGAAAGACUACAAUCUAGCCCAGGCCGCUUAUGUGGGGAAACCAGGCUCGGAUUUGGCUGCUAACCUGGGAAUCACUGCCCAAGAUGAUGUACUUUUUGCCGUGUUUUCGGAGGGUGACUCAGCCGAGGGAGAUGUGACUUCCAAACCCAGCAAGAACAGCGCCCUUUGUGUCUACUCCCUGAAAUCUAUUCGCCGAAAAUUUAUGCAUAACAUUCAACGAUGUUUCACGGGAACUGGAUCCAGGGGUUUGGGCUACAUCUCACCCAGUCUGCCGUGUAUCAACACCAAACUCACCCAAAUCCGGGAAGAUUUUUGCGGUCUGGACGUCAACACGCCUUUGGGAGGAGAAUUGCCCGUGUUCGCGAAGCCAGUGUUGACUUUUGACUCCCUUUUGACGGGCGUGACUGCCACGAGUACGGGUGUUUAUACAGUAGCCUUCCUUGGGACUGGAGAUGGAUACAUGAAGAAAGUGGUGGUUGAAUCGGCUUCGGCUGGCGUGGAGUAUGCGAAUAUUCCUAUUAGUCUGGGUCAUGGCAUCAAUUCGGACAUUCUCUUUGAUCUCAAGCAAAACCAUGUCUACAUCAUGUCAGAUAAGAAGCUGUCUAAGGUUCAAGUCCAAGAUUGCUCCGUGUACAAGUCUUGCGGAGACUGUUUAGGUUCCAAGGAUCCUUACUGCGGCUGGUGUUCUUUGGAGAACAAAUGCAGUUUGAGAGGCGAUUGUAAAGAUGCGGCUAUGGACCCAUUGUAUUGGAUUUCGUACAAAUCGGGCCGAUGCACCACCAUCGCCUCGGUCCACCCGGUCGAGAUCCAAAGAACCACUGCCCGAACCUUGACUUUGGUGAUUGAUAACCUUCCAUCUCUAGACGGUAAAUUUUUGUGCGUGUUUGAGGCCAAUGGCAAAACCCUGACCACCAAUGCUAACCGCACUGCCACCGGGGCGAGUUGUACCACUCCUCGAAAUGAUCUCUUGCCUUUGAUCCCAGCUGGGCAACAUCAUUUUACAUCCGUGUUAUCCGUGAAAUUGGCCGAAGGAACCGACUUUGUGUCUACGAACUUUACCUUCUUCGAUUGCAAUACAUUUUCCUCAUGUACAUCUUGCGUGUCCUCAUACUUUCCAUGUGAUUGGUGUGUGGAUGGCCAUCGAUGCACUCAUGACGUGGGCGAGAACUGUAGGAACGACGUUUUGAUUACUGGAAUCAAGCGUGUUGGAACAAGUCUCCGGUCCGGUCCCAAUUUCUGUCCACGAGUCAAUUCGACGUCUGGUGGAAGCUCGGAGAUUCUGGUUCCCUCGGGCAUCAAGAAAGCCAUUCAAGUCAAAGUGGACAAUAUCGUUACCUUUCUCUUGCAAAAUCGUUUUGUUUGUCAAUUCAACAUUGAAGGGCGUGUCACCAGCGUCAACGCCCAACUUCUGGGCGAUUUAAUCUAUUGUGACAAGAUGGAGUUUGCCUACACCUCACGGGCCCCAAAUAUAAGUGCCACAUUUGCCGUGAUUUGGGACGGAUCCAAACCAUUGGACAAUCCCGAUCAGAUUCACGUUUUGAUCUAUCGGUGCAAGGAGAUGGCUGACAAUUGUGGUAAAUGUUUGUCCCUGGACGAGAAGUUCGAAUGUGGCUGGUGUCAAAGCUCGGAGAAAUGCGAGGUCAAGGAGAAAUGUGGGGAUCAGGCCAAAUCAUGGCUUAAUCGCGAUCAGACCUGUCCCAAUCCCAGGAUCCUUUCCUUUGAGCCCACUUUGGGACCUUGGGAAGGUGGAACCAACAUCACCAUUCGGGGCAUCAAUUUGGGCAAGGAAUUCCGAGACAUUUAUGGAGGGAUCACCGUGGCGGGCAUUCAAUGUGACCCAUACGAGUUCCUUUAUGUGCGAACAGAGGAGAUUGUGUGUAAAGUCGAUGGGCCUGGUACAAGAGAACCUCGCAGUGGACCAGUUAUUGUGAAGGUGGCAGACUUUCGAGGCGAGUCGAAACAAAACUACGAAUUCAUCCAUCCCGAAAUCAAGGCCAUUCGUCCCAGACGUGGACCCAUGUCUGGUGGAACUCGCAUUAAGAUCCUUGGAGACUACAUGAAUGCUGGAAGCCAUAUCGAGGCCUUCAUUGGAGACGCACCGUGCACAAUUGUGGAGACACGAACGGAUAAGGCCAUCUGUAUAACUGGUCCUUCAGACGCUCUCACCAAAGCUGAAGUGAGAAUGGUCUUCGAUAAGGGCACUCGAGUUCUGUCUGGUAGGCGAUUCGAGUACGUGGAAGAUCCAAAGAUUGACUAUGCAGAUUCAGGGAACUCGGGCGUGAGGAAAAUUCCAAAAGGAAUCCCCUCCGGUGGGAUCAACAUCACCGUGGUUGGUGCUAAUUUCAAUUAUAUUCAGGAUCCCAAAAUGUACGUGAUCUUCCAAGACCAACGCCAUGAAGGGCCCUGCAUGGUCGUGGAUAACCGAAAGAUGCAUUGCAAAUCCCCCAAGAUUGAGGCUCCCAUCGCUUGGAGAAGUAUCGAUAAUCCUGAACCGUUGAAACUGGAUUUCGGCUUCAUUAUGGAUUCAGUCUCCAGGGUUCAGAACCUGUCCAAGGUACUCAAUUCCCAUGUGCUCAUCUACCCGGAUCCGGAGUUCAAUGAAUUCGAUGAAGACGAUGGAAUCAAGUACUAUAAGAGCGAUUAUUUGACUCUGAAUGGCAAGAACCUGAACCGAGCUAGCCGUGAGACCGACAUGAAGGUCAGGAUUGGUUCGAAAUUCUGCAAUGUUACCAGUCUCUCCUUGAAUCAACUGACUUGUAAGCCACCCGAGGAACAACCUCCAGCUUGGAUCAACAACCAGGAAAGUUAUGAUGAGCUUCCAGAAGUGAUUGUGUCCAUUGGAGACAACCUCAAGUACAACAUUGGAAAACUCAGCUACAGUCUUGGAGGUGAAGGCCAGCUGCCCAAAACCGUGUUGAUAGGCGUGGCUUUGGGUGCGGCGUUGUUACUUUUGGUAGUCAUUGGUAUCCUGAUCCUAUAUCGUAGAAAAUCCACAGAGAGCUCGCGUGUGCUCAAGAACAUGCAAGAACAAAUGGAUGUGCUCGAAUUGCGUGUGGCGGCUGAGUGCAAAGAGGCAUUCACUGAACUUCAAACCGAGAUCACGGAAUUGGGAAUUGAGCUUCAACACGGUGGAAUCCCAUUCCUCGAUUAUCGAACCUAUUGCGUCAAGAUUUUGUUCCCAUCAGUUCAAGAUCAUUCUGUUCUUCAAUGGGACCGACCAGAACUUCAGAGGAGGGAGAAGGGUCUGCGCAUGUUCGGCCAGCUCAUCAUGAAUAAGACCUUCUUAGUGCUGUUUAUCCGAACCCUGGAAAGCAACCGAUACUUCUCAAUGCGGGACAGAGUCAACGUGGCCUCUCUUAUCAUGGUCACGCUCCAAUCCAGAAUGGAGUAUUGUACGGACAUCCUGAAGACCCUACUAGGUGAUCUCAUUGACCGCUGCAUGGAUGGCAAGUCCCAUCCCAAGCUGCUUCUCCGUCGUACAGAAUCUGUGGCUGAGAAGAUGCUCUCCUCGUGGUUCACGUUCUUGCUGUACAAAUUCCUACACGAAUGUGCGGGUGAGCCCCUGUACAUGCUCUAUUGUGCCAUCAAACAUCAAGUGGACAAGGGUCCCGUGGACGCCAUCUCUCACGAGGCUCGAUAUUCGCUGAGUGAAGAGAAACUCAUCCGACAACAGAUUGAGUACCGUCAAAUGAAUGUGUUUGUUUCCAUGUCCCCCCAAACGAUCUACAUGUCGGGUCUGGAUCCCCAAGGCGACAACAUGGACAUCCCAGUCCGCGUUUUGGAUUGCGACUCCAUCUCUCAAGUAAAAGAUAAGUCUCUGGACACCGUGUAUCGAGCCUUCCCUUACAGUCAGCGCCCCAAGAAGGAGGACCUGGAUCUGGAAUGGCGCACGGGCACUUCAGGUCGCCUCAUUCUGUAUGACGAAGAUAGCACAACCAAGACCGAAGGCGAUUGGAAGCGCAUCAACAACCUCAACCACUACCGAGUGCCAGAUGGUGCUCUCCUCACUCUAGUCCCGAAGCAAUCCAGUAUGUACAACAUAUCCACCAUGUCAGACAAGUCGGACCGACACCUGUACCACAAGUACGAGACCCUGAACCUCUCGAAGAUGGGGGCCAAUCACUCGCCUCCCAUGAGUCGGGCCACGUCACCGCUCAACCACGAGUACGACAACGGUCUGAAAGUGUGGCAUCUGGUCCGACACGAGUGGGACAACGACAAAGAUGGCGAGAGGCACAACAAGAUGGUCUCCGAGAUCUAUCUCACUCGACUCUUGGCCACCAAGGGAACGCUCCAGAAGUUUGUGGACGACCUUUUCGAGACAAUCUUCAGCACGGCUCAUCGAGGGAGUGCCCUCCCCUUAGCCAUUAAGUAUCUGUUCGACUUCUUGGACGAUCAAGCCCUGCAACACGGGAUCACGGACGACGAAGUGGUUCACACGUGGAAAAGCAACAGCUUGCCCUUGAGGUUCUGGGUGAACCUGAUCAAGAAUCCUGACUUUGUGUUCGACAUCGGCAAGAGCAAUAUAGUGGACAGUUGUCUGUCAGUGACCGCGCAAACCUUCAUGGACGCUUGCUCCACGUCGGAACACAUUCUGGGCAAGGAUUCGCCCAGCUCCAAGUUGCUCUACGCCAAGGACAUUCCUGUUUACAAGGAUUGGGUGGACCGGUAUUAUAGUGAUAUCAAAAACAUGCCCGUGAUCUCGGACCAGGACAUGAAUGCCAUGUUGGCCGAGGAAUCACGACUCCAUGCAAAUGAGUUCAAUUUGAAUAGUGCUCUCCAUGAGUUGUACCAAUACGCCGUUAAAUAUAACGAGCAACUCAUCCAGACCCUUGAGGAUGACGAGUUCAGUUGCAAGCAGAGAUUGGCCUACAAACUUGAGCAAGUCCACAACGUCAUGCAGAGUAGCGAAUAGUUCUGAUUGGAGACCUUGUUCGAUUGGGAUAAAUCUGUCUUUUCCAGCAUGAAGAAACAUGGAAAUGAAGCAAUCGGUAUUCAUUGAAAUCAUUCUCAUCAUACGAUAAUUGUAUUGUGACUAGUAACCCUUGAGAUUAGACCCACUCAGUUUGUUCCAAUUCACUCGUCUUGCUAGAACCUGAUCAGUUUGAACUUCGUGAAAUUGUCACAAAUCCAUACUCAUUUUAUUAUUGGCCAUGAUCAUUCAAAUAUUGUGUGUAGUGACUUUCUACUUGCCAUUAUUAUUAUUACUAUAAUCAUCUUCAUUAUUAUUAUUGCCAUUAUUAUUCUGCUACUACAACAACUACUACUACUACUAUCGAUCACUACUUACUCAUCAUAAAAGCGUUGUUCCGCUCCCACUUUUAUAUUGAUCGGAUGUUAAAUGCUUCUCAAAUACAUUCUUUUUCAAUACCAAAGGUUACAAUAAACACUGAAAAACUAA
This is a messenger RNA of Tigriopus californicus, 6737 nucleotides long. RefSeq names its product plexin A3-like (gene PlexA). The record is from RefSeq and is a predicted model, not a curated record. Gene Ontology annotation, molecular function: semaphorin receptor activity; protein binding. The transcript has 2 exons. Bases 447 to 6251 code for a protein of 1934 amino acids. Gene Ontology annotation, cellular component: semaphorin receptor complex. Gene Ontology annotation, biological process: semaphorin-plexin signaling pathway involved in axon guidance; negative regulation of cell adhesion; regulation of GTPase activity. Lineage: Eukaryota; Metazoa; Arthropoda; Copepoda; Harpacticoida; Harpacticidae.